This is a messenger RNA of Dendrobium catenatum, 950 nucleotides long. RefSeq names its product calmodulin-binding receptor-like cytoplasmic kinase 2. Gene Ontology annotation, biological process: protein phosphorylation. NCBI's taxonomy places the organism in Eukaryota, Viridiplantae, Streptophyta, Magnoliopsida, Asparagales, Orchidaceae. The transcript has 6 exons. Bases 384 to 950 code for a protein of 188 amino acids. Gene Ontology annotation, molecular function: protein kinase activity; ATP binding. The record is from RefSeq and is a predicted model, not a curated record.
GUUGUUUUCUAAUACAGUUUUUUAGUACAAAAAAUUAUUCUAAAAAACUAUUUUAAGAAGCAGUACAAAAGCUGUCCCAAAGUAAGCCUUAAUGUUAGUUAGAUAUAAGUUAUAAGGCUACUGAUUAUGAUUAGUUUUAUACUAGUAAGCCUUAUAUCAAAGCCAACUUAAGCAUUCUGUUCGUCUUGUUUAAAUUCACAAAACUAGUGAUUGCUUUAAAAUUUCUACAAAUUUAUCUUUUGAAAUCAAUUAAUAUAAUAAAGUGUAGUCCACAGAGGUGUUGAGAUUAACUGUAUUUGAUUCAUCAUUGCUAGCCACAUUUUCGGGAAGCAGCCAUGGUGGAUCCCAAGGAAGCAGGAUGAGAAGUUCAAGUAGAGGAUUGUAUGCCACAGGAUCUAAUCCAUCCCAAAAACAACCUGAUUGGGGAAGGAGGAUUUGGGACAGUUUACAAAGGAAAUCUUGAUGAUGGAACCGUCGUCGCAGUUAAACGCGCCAAGAUGGGAGUCCGCGAUAACUGUCGGAAUAUGGAGUUCCAGACUGAGAUAAAAACCUUGGCUCGUGUAGAGCAUUUCAAUCUAGUCAGGUUCAUUGGAUAUGUAGAGCAAGAUGGAGAGAAAGUAGUAGUUGUUGAAUAUGUACCUAAUGGAACUCUGAGGGAUCAUCUCGAUUGCUUACAAGGAAAGCCUCUUGAUUUUGCUGCACGUCUGGAUAUUGCAAUUGACAUUGCUCAUGCUGUUACUUACCUCCACAUGUAUACAGAUCACCCUAUUAUCCACAGAGAUAUUAAAUCAUCCAAUGUUCUUCUUACAGAAACACUACGUGCUAAGGUUACAGAUUUUGGAUUUGCUCGCUUUGGUAUGAAUGAAAGUGAAGCUUCGUAUAUUACCACCCAGGUUAAAGGGACUGCAGGAUAUGACGAUAAACAAAAUCCUUCUGUCGGGUCUAAGUAG